AUGUUUCUCCACCACCGUCAAAACAACACGGUUUCCGCCGCCAUUAACCACCGAAUCCCAUCCCCCGUCCUGCCGGAAGUCCCAUCGCCCGUCUUGCCUGAAGAACUGAUCAGAGAGAUCCUCCUGAGGCUUCCGGUUAAAUCUCUUCUUCAAUUAAAGUGCGCGUGCAAAUUAUGGAAAACCCUAAUCUCCGACUCGCAUUUCGCAAAGACUAAUCUUCAAAUUCGCAUGAACAACCCACGGUUGGUCUUUUCCGAUUUAGAAACACCAUACAAAAUCGAAUCUUACUCUUUGGAUUCAUUAUUUGAGAACUCAUCAUCAACCCCAGUUGAACCAAUUACCAUGAGCUACGUGAAGAAAAACAAGAAUUGUAUUAUAGGUUCAUGUAAUGGGCUGUUGUGUAUGUAUCAUAGCUAUAAAAAUGUUGUGAGACUGGGGAACCCUUCAAUCGGGUUCAAAUCCAACAAAUCUCCCGAAGCUUUUUCGCCUGAUUGGAUGGUCGUGCAAUAUGGCUUUGGAUAUGAUCAAGUGAAUGACAAGUACAAGGUGCUAGUAGUUGCACAAAAUAAAUAUGAUUCUAGUCAACUUUUGACCAAAAUUUAUAUAUUUGGCGAAAACUUUUGGAAAACCAUUCCAAAUUUUUCCUUUAGGCCCACUGGCCGGUUAGGAAAAUUUGCGAGUGGCACUCUGAAUUGGGUGGUUUAUAAAAUAGGUGUUAGUUCUGAUCAAAAUCAAAAUGUGAUUUUUUCCUUUGAUUUGGAGAAAGAGACUUCCAGGGAAAUAUUGCUGCCUGAAACUAACGUUGACAAUUGGUCGUUCACACAACGAAUGCUAUAUGUUUUGAGUGAUUGCCUAUGUGUGUGUAAGUGUGACCGUUUUGGUGCUGUGUGGUUGAUGAAAGAGUAUGGUGUUGUUGACUCAUGGACUAAAUUGAUGAGCAUUCCUCAGAAGCACAUCCAUAAUGAGUUUUCUCCUAUUGAACCCUUGUUUAUUUCAAAACGUAGUGUUCUUUUCUUGAAAACAAUGUAUUCUAAAGUUAGCAUAUGUGACUCAAAUGAUAGUAGGAGUCAAACUUCUUUUGCUGAACCCUUGUUUUUUUUUAAAAACGGUUCUCUUGCUCUUGGAGAAAAACCGUCUUCACAACUUUUCAUAUAUAGUUCAAAUAGCGGCCGAGUGGAAUCGUUGAUAACUAGCACGCUUGGGUCCAAUCUACAUAUUUAUCACGAGAGUUUGGUAUCACCGCAGUGGUAA
Messenger RNA from Vicia villosa (hairy vetch), 1251 nucleotides. RefSeq names its product F-box/kelch-repeat protein At3g23880-like. Lineage: Eukaryota; Viridiplantae; Streptophyta; Magnoliopsida; Fabales; Fabaceae. The transcript has a single exon. The record is from RefSeq and is a predicted model, not a curated record. Gene Ontology annotation, molecular function: protein binding. The coding region runs from base 1 to 1251 and encodes 416 amino acids.